This is a messenger RNA of Saccharomyces paradoxus, 3102 nucleotides long. RefSeq names its product condensin subunit YCG1 (gene YCG1). Gene Ontology annotation, biological process: mitotic chromosome condensation. Gene Ontology annotation, cellular component: condensin complex; condensed chromosome. NCBI's taxonomy places the organism in Eukaryota, Fungi, Ascomycota, Saccharomycetes, Saccharomycetales, Saccharomycetaceae. The transcript has a single exon. Bases 1 to 3102 code for a protein of 1033 amino acids. The record is from RefSeq and is a predicted model, not a curated record.
AUGCAAGAUCCUAAUGGCAUUGACAUUAAUACGAGAAUUUUCAACUCAGUUGCUGAGGUAUUUCAGAAGGCACAGGGCUCUUAUGCAGGACACAGGAAGCAUAUAGCUGUUUUGAAAAAAAUUCAGUCAAAGGCUGUUGAGCAAGGCUAUGAAGAUGCCUUUAACUUUUGGUUUGAUAAAUUAGUUACUAAGGUCUUGCCUCUAAAAAAGAAUGAGAUUAUUGGAGACAGGAUAGUAAAGUUAGUAGCUGCGUUUAUAGCUUCUUUGGAUAGGGAGUUGAUAUUAGCCAAAAAACAAAACUACGAGCUCACAAAUGAUGAAGAGGGAGUGUUUUCAAGAUUUGUUGAUCAGUUUAUAAGACACGUUUUGCGUGGUGCGGAAAGCCCUGACAAGAAUGUCAGAUUUAGAGUUUUACAGCUAUUAGCUGUUAUAAUGGAUAACAUCGGUGAAAUCGAUGAAUCACUUUUCAAUUUAUUGAUAUUGUCUUUGAAUAAAAGGAUUUAUGAUAGGGAGCCAACAGUUAGAAUACAGGCUGUGUUUUGUUUAACGAAAUUUCAGGAUGAAGAGCAAACUGAACAUUUAACCGAGCUUUCUGAUAAUGAAGAAAAUUAUGAAGCUACGAGAACUUUAGUUGCUUCUAUCCAGAACGAUCCGUCAGCUGAGGUACGUAGGGCUGCAAUGCUAAAUCUGAUCAAUGACAAUAAUACCAGGCCUUAUAUUUUGGAGAGAGCUAGGGAUGUAAACAUCGUUAAUAGAAGGCUCGUGUAUUCAAGAAUCUUAAAAUCGAUGGGAAAAAAUUGUUUCGAUGAUAUUCAGCCACACAUUUUUGAUCAAUUGAUUGAGUGGGGGUUAGAAGAUAGGGAAUCCUCAGUAAGAAAUGCAUGUAAGAGGCUCAUUGCUCAUGACUGGUUAAAUGCCCUGGAUGGUGAUUUGAUAGAAUUACUAGAAAAACUGGAUGUUUCGAGAUCCUCGGUAUGUUUCAAGGCAAUAGAAGCUCUCUUUCAAUCAAGGCCAGAUAUUUUAUCUAAAAUCAAAUUCCCUGAAAGUAUUUGGAAAGACUUCACCGUAGAAAUUGCCUUUCUCUUUCGGGCCUUUUAUUUGUAUUGUUUGGAUAAUAAUAUAACAGAAAUGUUGGAAGAAAACUUUCCAGAGGCCUCAAAACUAUCUGAGCAUUUGAACCACUAUAUUCUUCUCAGAUAUCAUCACGAUGAUAUUCCCAAUGACUUUGAGGGGCAGUUUGAUAAUAACAUUUUAGAGUUUAUCAUUGAGCAACUAUUGAUUGCUGCCGAAAGAUAUGAUUUUAGCGAUGAGGUUGGAAGGAGAUCAAUGCUCACAGUGGUAAGAAAUAUGUUGGCCUUAACUACACUGUCUGAACCUCUAAUCAAGAUUGGUAUUCGUGUAAUGAAAAGCCUGUCCAUAAAUGAAAAAGAUUUUGUAACAAUGGCGAUAGAAAUUAUUAAUGAUAUUAGAGAUGAUGAUAUUGAAAAACAAGAACAAGAGGAAAAAAUAAAGAGCAAAGGAAGCGGCCGCAGAAAAAAAAUUUCUGUGGAUGGAGAGGAUGAAAACGGUACACAUCAUGAUGCAGCAGACGAUGAUGAAGAAGACGACAAUAUUGCAUCCUUCCAUUCCGCCGUAGAAAACUUAGUACAGGGAAACGACAACGUUUCGGAAAGUGACAUAAUAAAUAAUCUCCCACCUGAAAAGGAAGCGUCCUCAGCAACAAUUGUUCUUUGUCUCACAAGAUCAUCAUACAUGCUAGAACUGGUUAACACUCCUUUAACAGAAAAUAUUUUAAUUGCAUCGUUGAUGGACACUUUGAUUACACCGGCAGUUAGAAACACCGCACCAAACAUUAGGGAACUUGGUGUUAAGAACCUUGGUUUAUGUUGUCUCUUGGAUGUUAAGUUGGCUAUUGAUAACAUGUAUAUCUUAGGUAUGUGUGUUUCCAAAGGUAAUGCAUCGUUAAAGUAUAUCGCGCUGCAAGUCAUUGUGGAUAUCUUCUCUGUGCAUGGGAAUACUGUGGUAGAUGGAGAAGGUAAAGUUGACUCAAUUUCAUUGCACAAGAUAUUUUACAAGGUUUUAAAGAACAAUGGAUUACCAGAGUGCCAGGUGAUAGCAGCGGAAGGGCUAUGUAAAUUGUUUUUGGCAGACGUGUUCACUGAUGAUGAUUUGUUCGAAACGUUGGUUUUGUCGUAUUUUUCACCAGUAAACUCCUCAAACGAGGCUCUGGUACAGGCAUUUGCCUUCUGUAUCCCAGUCUAUUGUUUUUCACAUCCUAACCAUCAACAACGUAUGUCUAGAACAGCUGCAGACAUACUUUUGAGACUAUGUGUUCUUUGGGAUGACUUGCAGAGUUCUAUAGUACCUGAGGUUGACCGUGAUGCUAUGCUAAAACCCAACAUAAUAUUUCAACAGUUGUUAUUCUGGACUGAUCCACGUAACUUAGUUAAUCAGACAGGUUCUACGAAAAAGGAUACGGUGCAGCUUACAUUCUUGAUCGAUGUACUCAAAAUUUUUACUCAGAUUGAGAAGAAAGAAAUAAAGAAAAUGAUCAUAACAAAUACAAACGCUAUAUUUCUUUCUCCUGAACAUGACUAUUCUACUUUGAAACAACUUCUUGAGUAUUCUGACGAUAUUGCAGAAAAUGAUACCCUAGACAAUGUUAGCAAAAAUGCUCUGGACAAGUUAAGGAACAAUUUAAAUUUGUUGAUUGAAGAGAUCAAUGAAAGGUCAGAAAAUCAAACAAAAGAUGAGCACAACAUGACGAAUGACCAAUACUCGUCAAUCUUGGGGAAUUCCUUCAAUAAACCUUCAAAUGAUACCAUGGAACACGAUGUUAAUACAACUAAUGGAGACGACACAGGUCUGACUAAACCAACUGCCAAGGUUUCUACAGCUAAUACAAACCAAAUUAACCCGAGGAAAAGAACGAGGUCAGAAACAGAGCAAAUCGACACAUCUAGAGACCUGGAGAACACGUUUAUCCUGGACACUUCAGCUGUAACAAAAAAUGUAAGUUUCGUCUUACCUGAAGAGAAAGGAGAUGCAAUGUCUGUGGAUGAAGAAGGUAAUAACUCAGAGUCCUUCACGGAUGUCUGUUGA